This is a messenger RNA of Thecamonas trahens ATCC 50062, 2570 nucleotides long. RefSeq lists its product as uncharacterized. The transcript is spliced from 2 exons. Bases 34 to 2292 code for a protein of 752 amino acids. NCBI's taxonomy places the organism in Eukaryota, Apusomonadida, Apusomonadidae. The record is from RefSeq and is a predicted model, not a curated record. Gene Ontology annotation, biological process: N-terminal peptidyl-methionine acetylation. Gene Ontology annotation, cellular component: NatC complex.
CACCUCACCGCACUUCCACGCAACCUCACAACCAUGUCGAAGAACCCACCCCCCAACGAUGAGCAUUGGGAAGAUAUCACCCCUGCCCUGCACGCUGCUACCGAGUCGCUGGCGGAGGGACAGCUGCUCUUUCCGCAUGGUUUCCGGCUGACAGAGGCCAUGAGCUCGAUCGAGCUGAUGGCGCCCAAGAUGGACAUGGGCAUGACAGAGAAGCGGGUUGCGAGUGCCGAGGAGCGAGUGGCGGCUGGCGAGCUUGCGCUGGCGUUUGAUGAGACGACCGAGGCCGGGGCGGUGGCGCUGGUCGAAGCGCUGGAGGCGCUGGUUGUGGCGGAAGCCAUGUUCAUGUCGGGCAUCAACAUGGUGCAGUCGCUGUUUGCGGUGGCGGCUCUCCCGCUGCGCGGCCAGCUUCCGCCGGGAUCGCCGCUGGGCAUUGCGCUCGACGGCUUUGUUGCGUGCUCGACGCUGCUGAUGAACGCGCUGCUCCGGGCGGAUGUGCAUGAGGAAGAGGACUUUGUGCCUGGUGCUGGCGGACUUGUUCUCCCGGCGCUUGCGGCGUCGCCUGCCGAGGUGGCUAUGGCGCUCGAGGCCGAGGCGGCGCGGAUCGGCGGAACGGCCGAGGGCAACCCAGCGCUGGCUCGGGCCUCAGUCCUCCUCCUCUUCUGGGCGACGUUCAUUCAGGUCCAGAUCCGAAUGGAUGGCGCCGAAGUGGCGAGCUCCGGAAAGCACCGAUCGCUCUCGCACGGGCGCAAGAAGCUGACCACGGCAGUAGAGCGGCUCGACCAAGUUCUAGGCAGCCUUGCGGAGAGCCUCUCGCCCGAGGAGGCCGAGGCGCGAAUUGCACCGGCACUGCUGGACGUCAACCUCUCGCUCGACGCCAUGGUGCCGGGCCUCAUCGCGGUGCAGACGACAAUGCCGCGCGGCGAGGCGCUGAGCAAGCUCCGCACGCACGUGCGCGGACUGGCCAGCGCGCUUGAGGUGGCGCAAGUGCCGGACACGCUCGAUGCGACGGUUCGCUUUGUCACCGACUUUUCGCACUUUUCCGAUGAGCACGACUUUGCGUCGCGGGCGCGGCUGAGUCUCCUUGUCCUCGCGCGCAACGAGCUCCAAGGCGGGACCCCGAUUGUGGAUGCUGUCCGGACAAGCCUGGCCUUUGACUACGGGCUUUCGGACGAGAUGAUGGCGGCAUGCGAGGCGAACCAAGUCUUUACGACGGCGACGCUCGCCUUUCGCAUCCUCAUCCAGUCGCUCUCGUUCAAUCGGGCGCGGAUGCGGAGCCAGCUGAUGGCGCGGGCUUUUGACGCGUGGCUGCGGACGCAAAAUGCGGCGUUUCAGGCUGCGCAGCCGGCGAUUGCCGCAGCCGGCGGCAAGUGGACGCCUGAUGUGGAGCAGCUGAUGGAGUUCCCGCGAUACUAUCUGGUCUCAAUCAUGACGCUCUACACGCAGCUCGGCUUUGAGCUGGAGCUGUACUCGACCCGCGAGCUGACGGCGGUCUUCUGGUACCUCGACUACUUUCUGGGACUGCGGUACGAAAUGCUGCGGACGCGGCUGGCGCGGCACGCAGCAGCGCUAGAGCAGCUAGCGGGGCCGGCGGGCCUGAGUGGGAAGCGCGGCAAGAAGAAAGGCAAGGGCAAGAAGAAGGGCGGGAACGGGGCCAAGAAGAAGGCGGCGGCGGCGCGGGCGGCGCGCGAGGCGGCGGUUGCUGCUACCCGCGAGCAGAUCCUAGAGUCGUCUGCGCGCAAGCACGUGCUCUGUGGGCUCUUCCGGCUCUGCGUUGGCCUCACGCUUGACGGGCGGCUGAGUCAGGAGGAGACGCUUUAUGGCUCGCCACGCAAGCGGUUUGAGCAGCGGUUUGGCCUCUUUGCGCGGGUGUACGAUCCCGAGGCGCUCACCUACGACCGGCUCAUCAAGUCGAUCAAUCCUGAAGCUGUUGCCGCCGCCGAAGUCUUUUCGGCAGCGUCUGACUCGUUUGCAGAAGGCCAAGCCCACCUCGUGGAGUUACUGACAGCGGCCAAGGCCGGGACUGUCAGCUCGUGGGGGACCGAGCGGGGGAUGGCGACGCUCAAGGCGUUGACGCGGGUAGUCAUUUCCAACGGCAUCGCGACCCGGCAGCUCGCGGCAUCGUCGCCAGAGUCGCCGGCGUCUGGCGCCGAGAGACUCGCUUGCCCGGUCUACUUUGUGAUGGACGCCGAGUGCGUCAAGGACAUGCCGCGAGUGGUGGUGGCGAGCCCAGAGAAGGACGGCCACGACGACGCGGUCCAGGCGGCGGCCUUCCGGGUCCUCACCCACCGGUGAGGCAAGCGAUGGCUAAGAUUAGGCGCCGCCACUGGUGAGCGCCGCCGCCAGCGCGUCGUACUCGAUGCGGACAAGAUCCAUGGCGAGCGUGUCGGCCCAGAGACGGGCGGCGGCGGCGUAGCCGCGCGACGACAGUAUGCGGCCGCCCCAGGCAAAGUUGGCCUCGAGGUCGUCGCCGGCGCGCGGCGAGCGAAAGUAUUGGAACAGGUCGGGCCCGCGGCGAAAGUGGGCGGCCUCAUCGGGCGACUGCUCGUCAUCAAAGUAGUGUGUGAUGUGGA